UGGUACAUAGAGACCAACAUUAAUUUGCUUUCUUUUUCUCUCUGUUUAGCUUUUACUUGAUGGCUGUGACCUCGCAGACUGUAGGGGGCACCACUGAGACCCUGUGUAUCACAAUCAACCCCUCUGAACCUGUUUCACUGGAAGUGAACCUGGAGUAUAACCAAAAGAGCAUCACUCUUCUGACGGAAAUGUCUAUAAAACAAGAAUACUUCCGUUGCAUCCCAUUCCAGGUUCCUGUUGUAACUGUGGAAUUGGUGGCAUCUAUUAAGAUUCGGAUUAAAGGGCCAAGAACAAUCCAGAACAAGGCAACAAAGAUCCUUAUCAUACCUCCAACACGCCUGACCUUCAUUGAGACAGAUAAACCAGUCUACAAACCAGGACAAACAGUGAAGUUCCGCAUCGUUUCUCUGGACACCAAUUUCCUCACCUACGAUCAGACGUUUCCAACAAUAGAAGUGCAGGACCCAAACUCAAACCGCAUUGGUCAGUGGCUGAACGUCUCCACACGCAGUGGUCUUGUGGAUCUGUCAUAUCCCAUAAACUCUGAGGCCAUAAAAGGAGUUUAUGUCAUCACAGUCUGGGAUAAGAAAAACAAAAAGCUCUCACAGACCUUCCAAGUCAAGGACUACGUUCUGCCCACAUUUGAAGUUACAGUACUACUUCCUCCAAUCAUAACCAUCCUGGACACAAACACCACGCUUAAAGUGUGUGCAAAAUAUACAUAUGGGAAGCCGGUGACUGGGACGGUGAAGGCCAAGGUCUGUCAUAACAGUUACAAAUACGGGCGUCCCCUGCACGGGGUCACAACACCACCAGACAUCUGCAAGAAUUAUAGAAUGAGGACUGACAAGACGGGCUGUGGACUACAAAACAUAAAUCUGAGAGAAUAUGCAUUAACUGAUCCACGUUACGAAGAGUCACUCAUAGUUCAGAGUGAAGUGGAAGAAGACGGCACUGGUGUGAUUCUGACUGGUUCAGCCAGCUCCACUAUAACAACUAAUAUGGUCACAAUUUCAUUUGAGGAUUCACCAACAGUGUUUAAGCCCGGAAUUACAUACGAAGGAAAGAUUAAAGUGACUGGCCCAAAAUCCAAUCCCAUGAGAGGAAAAGUAGUCUAUCUGACUAUAACUAAAACGAAUAAUUUGCAGUCAGUCAGGAAGCUGCUUACAAAUAACAAAGGCAUCGCAAAAUUUUCCCUCAGCACUGAACCCUUGGGCCUAGUUUCUCUUAAGGCCGAGUAUGAAAUGACUAACAGACCAGUUGUUAGCAGAAAUAAUCAGCGCACACCAUACUACCCCACAGCCUACCUCAGUCUUCAGCCUUUCUACUCCAAGAGCCGGAGUUUUGUUAAAUUGAGGAGCUGCUUGAUGCCUUUCAGCUGCAAGAAAAAUGCCGUCAUCAGGGCUCAGUACAUGAUACACCAGAGUGCAAUCAGACCACGCAAAAACACCUUAACCUUCUACUACAUGGUGAUGAAUCGAGGGCGUUUGGUUUACCAAGGACGUAUCAUAGAAGCCAUCCGACCUGGAACAGAAAUGGUGGAUGCACUUAUAUUCUUUAUAUUUUUCUGUUUUGUAGCCGUGCACAAGGGGAAACUGGUGGUGACUCUUCAGAACUUGAUAAAAUUGUCCCCGGUUGCUCAGGUGGUCUUGUACACAGUCCUUUCCAGCGGGGAGGUCGUGGCAGACAGCAUGAACUACCCUGUUCAUCUGUGUUUGGCUAACAAGGUGUUUCUACACUUUUCACAUCCUACGGAGCUUCCUGGUGAUCAGGCGUCACUGAAGCUGAGAGCCGCUCCAGGUUCGCUGUGUUCAGUGAAGGCAAUAGAUCAGAGUCUUCUGCUGCUGCAACCAGAGAAGGAGCUCAACAUCCAAUUGGUGUUCAACAUGCUGCCUGUACAGACGUUAUCAGGAUAUCCAUACAAUGUCAAUGAAGAGGAUUCGAACACAUGCAGUCAGAUCCUAUCCAUCAAGAAUACCAAAUUUGGAGCGUCAAAAUUGAUUGCUCCUUUUCCAUACUUUGGAAAGGUGGAUGUGUACAACACCUUUAAAGGUAUUGGAAUUAAAGUCCUCACCAAUGCAAUCAUAAAGAAACCUUCAGAUUGUAUUAACAUUUUGCGGCCUGAUGGAGCACCUGGAGCCAAGAAUGUACAGGCGAAAGAAUCCGCUUCAGUUGUCUUGAGUUCAAACCCUCCAGUCAUUACAAUCCGCAAAUAUUUCCCAGAGACAUGGAUUUGGGAUCUCUUUUCAGUCAGUCAGUCUGGAGCGAUACACAUUAAUAGAACGGUUCCGGACUCCAUCACUACAUGGCAGGCUGGCGCAUUUUGUACAUCACCUGUUGGGUUUGGAAUCGCUCAGAAAACCGAGCUCACUGCCUUCCAGCCUUUCUUUGUGAGCCUCACUCUGCCGAGCUCUGUCAUCCGAGGAGAAGUGUUCACGCUCAAAGCCACUGUUUUCAACUACCUUCGAAGCUGUAUAGUGGUGAAGGUGACUCUGGCCAGCUCAAAACAGUUCUCUGUGAAAAAGUGUAACGGCUGCCUCUACACAAAAUGUCUGUGCGCUGAUGAUAGCUGGACCUUCUCUUGGACCAUCACACCGCUGGUUCUGGGGGAGGUGAGCAUCAAGGUGACAGCGGAAGCGGUGCCAUCAUCGAUGUGUGGGAAGAGAAGAGUUAUUGUACCGCAGAAAGGACGCAUCGAUUCCAUCAUUAAAAAACUGCCCGUGCUGGCUGAAGGAACCAAACAGUUUAAAAGCUACAAUGAGCUUCUCUGCCCAUCAGAUGUGGUUGAGAAGAGGGUCUCACUAACCCUGCCUAAGAAAGUCGUGGAUGGUUCGGCCAAGGGCUCAGUCUCUGUGCUGGGAGAUCUGAUGGGCCGAGCUCUACAGAACCUGGCGAGUCUCCUGGAGAUGCCGUACGGCUGUGGAGAGCAGAACAUGCUGCGCUUCGCCCCUAACAUCUUCAUCCUGCAGUACCUGGAGAGCACCAACCAGCUCACGCCCCAGAUCAGGAGCACAGCCCUGACCUACCUCGUGAGCGGAUAUCAGAGAGAACUGAACUACAAACACAAUGAUGGAUCUUACAGUGCUUUUGGGAUGAGCGAUCCAUCAGGCAACACAUGGCUGACGGCGUUCGUGAUGAAGUCUUUCGGAAAUGCGAAACGAUACAUCUUUAUAGAUCAGGCGUUUGUGGACCAGGCGAAGACCUGGCUCGGUAAACGGCAGCAGCGUAACGGAUGCUUUGCCUCAGUGGGACAACUCAUCCACACUGACAUGAAGGGAGGAGUGACUGAUGAGGUGACCCUCUCUGCGUACAUCACAGCUGCAAUGCUGGAACUCAAAUAUACUGUUAAAGUGAGUAAACUGAAGUUUGAAAACCUGGCUCAUAGUAAGGGAUCACAGUAUAUACAAUUGUUAAUCUUUGUAUGGCAGGAUCCUGUGGUGAAAAACAGUCUUAUUUGCCUGAGGAAUUCACACACUAAGGAGAUCUCAACCUACGCCAAGGCUCUCCUCUUCUACACCUUCACUCUAGCUGGGGAUCAGAGGAUGAGGAACAAACUCAUCUCAAAGCUGAAUGCAAAGGCCAUAGUCUCAGGGGGCAAGAGGCACUGGAGCAGAGUGAAUGAUGGGUCUGUGACGGACUCUUUGGAGGUGGAGAUGACAUCGUAUGUGCUUCUGGCUCUGAUGUCUGGACCCCAACUGUCCGGGUUCGGUCUGGGUUACAGCAGCAGCAUUGUCCUAUGGCUUUCGCAGCAGCAGAACGCCUUCGGGGGCUUCGCUUCUACACAGGACACUGUCGUGGCUCUCCAGGCUCUGGCGAAAUACAGUAUCAUCACCUACCGUCCAGCAGGAGCUGUUACUGUUACUAUAACAUCACCAUCAGGGGUGAUUAACAAGUUUACCAUCAAUCAGAGUAACAGGCUGCUGUAUCAGGAGAGUCAGCUGCAGCGGGUUCCUGGAGAUUACAAAAUCAAAGCAAAAGGGAAAGGUUGUGUGUACGUGCAGUUCAAUUUGCACUACAACAUCCCUCCUCCUCCUGACCGCUCUUCAUUCAUCAUCUCGGCCUCAGCGUCUGGAAACUGCAGGGUCCCAAAGCCAUCUCUGAAAGUGACCAUUACUGUCAAUUUCAGGUAUAACGGUCGACGCUUGAGGACCAACAUGGUGGUCAUCGAAGUCAAGCCUCUUUCUGGAUUCAGUGUGGACGAGACGUCUGUGCAGCUUGUGAACAGCAAUUCAAAUUCAAAUGAUGGAGCUGUGAGACGCGUGGAUAAAAUUCAGGGCAAAGCAAUCAUCUACCUGCAAGGACUGAAGCAUGGAAAGGAAAAGGUGUACACCCUGAAGAUCGUGCAAGACCUUUCAGUGCUGAACCUGAAGCCAGCUGUUGUGAAGGUUUACGACUACUACAAGAUCGGUGAGAGAGCGGCAACCCUGUACACCUCUCCAUGUCCAUUUCAGUGAGAGUUUGUACAUGAUCCCAGCAAGAGCAUUUUUUUCCCUCAUUUUAUUUUUAUGGGAAUUCUCUGGGUAGCUUAGUUCACAACAUACCAAAACCUUUCCAUUUCACAAAUGUUCAAUAGCUAAUUAAUAGUGUGUUUGAUUUAUUCCCCUUUCUUCUUGUCAUUAUGCGUAACUUCAAGAUAUAUUUGGUGAUACAAAAGGUGACUAUUUCUAGUAUAUAAUUUACUCUAUAAACUAAGAAAGUUUAUAUGAUGUGCUGGCAAAAAAAAAAUAACAUCAGCCAAAUCAGUAUUAUCAUUUUGUUCUG
This is a messenger RNA of Ictalurus furcatus (blue catfish), 4761 nucleotides long. Its product is annotated as alpha-2-macroglobulin-like protein 1. Bases 60 to 4454 code for a protein of 1464 amino acids. Gene Ontology annotation, molecular function: endopeptidase inhibitor activity. Gene Ontology annotation, cellular component: extracellular region. The record is from RefSeq and is a predicted model, not a curated record. The transcript is spliced from 34 exons. Lineage: Eukaryota; Metazoa; Chordata; Actinopteri; Siluriformes; Ictaluridae.